Messenger RNA from Haemorhous mexicanus (house finch), 6918 nucleotides. RefSeq names its product shieldin complex subunit 1 (gene SHLD1). Gene Ontology annotation, biological process: regulation of double-strand break repair via nonhomologous end joining. The transcript is spliced from 4 exons. The coding region runs from base 668 to 1345 and encodes 225 amino acids. NCBI's taxonomy places the organism in Eukaryota, Metazoa, Chordata, Aves, Passeriformes, Fringillidae. The record is from RefSeq and is a predicted model, not a curated record.
CGAGGGGUCGCUGCCGUUGCUGCCCGGUUCCCCUUGAGCGCUGGCCCUCCUAGCCCAGCAACGCGGUGCUCGGGGCUCUCCGGUCACGCCCACCCCCAGCCGUGAGGCUCCUGCCCGCUUCCCUUCGCUCUUCGGCGGUCUCGGGGCGGGGCGGCCCUCGCUGGCCCGGCAGCAGCGUGGAGGGCCCGAGGCGCGGCUGUGCGAGUGCGGCCCGGCCGGGGGCAGCGCUUCCGCGCUUUUGACUUCCCCGUGUUUGCACCCCCUCCUCCCCGGAGCUCUGGCUGCUCUUGGGCUGCUGCGGUGGCAUUUCCCCUCAGAAGGUGGCGAAGGGGUGACGCAACAGCCGUGGCCAGGCCGCGGGGUGCUCGGGCCUUGGCCCACGCCGUUCUCCUGGCUCGCAUCAUGCCCUGUGUCACUCGUGAUGCGCUUCACUGCCAAGGGAGUGGUUUUUGAAAUAAGGCGUGAAUAUUGCCUGAAGGAAAAGGGUAAGAAGCGAGGCCGGGAGGAAGAGAGCCCCCUCACCUGCUGAGCAGGGCAGCUGCAGUCUGGGGCUGACAAACCGUGAAGGAAGAAUAAGGGAGUCCUGAAGCAGCAGCUGACUCUUUGCUCUUGGACUUUGUCCAGAGGGACUGUUUGCACAUCAGUGCUCUCUCUUACCAGUGGGACCAUGGAAGAAAAGGAGACGUCACCGAGUCACACCUCAGAGAGCAGCAUGUUGGACCUCCCCUCUGUUUGUGACCUAGCAGAGCACUUUCUGCCUCCACAUAGCUCUGAAAACAGCCAGGAGCUUUAUCCUUCUGGGGAUGUUUUUCCCUCUCCACCCACAGGAGAAAGCAAUCCAUCAUCUGCAGCUCCUGCAGGCUGUUCUGCUGAAGGCUCUGAGGAAGCAAACGUGAGCUGUUACCUAAAAGCAGGGCUGUGUGAGCCCUCUGAACCUAAUGAUGCUGUGCUCUCAUGGAUGUAUGAACAUGAUGGUGCAGAAGAUCCCAGCAUCAGAGACUCUCUGGAUAGCUUCUACAAAAUGUAUUGCAGAAAGCAGCCAGAGAGAAAGGAUCCGACCUAUGAGGCUGCCUCACAGUGUCUGUCACAGAAGAUUUCAGAGCUGGAGCAAAAGGACGGAACAAAAUAUGUGUCACGUUGCCUGCAAAUGGCACAGUUGGUCUUGAACAGAGAUGGAUGUAAGAUCUUCCCAAACCACCCCCCUUCUGCUUACUUUUCAAAGCCAGCUGAAGGAGAAGUCUUGUUGGAAAAUAGGAGGACACCUGGACUCUCAGAUGAUGUCCUGCAGUUCCUCUUGAAACAAACACAGGCAGAACGUAGCCCUGAUGUGUCACAUGAGAAGUGAGCAAGACACUGCUUUGUUGCUGUCAUGGAAGCUUUGCUUUCACUCCAGAAAGAGGUGACUUUAUUAGACAGACAUUGUUAUCCAAGCAACACCUUCAGCACCAGAUGCUCCAUUGAGGGCUUCACCCACACCAGACCUUGCACUUUGCUCUUCGAAGGGUUGGGAGGGGUCAUGCAGUGUUUGUUGAUGGGACAUCAAACAUGAUAAUUUAUAUCUACCAGGCUUUUAAAUUGGUCUGCAUCCUUACCCCAGGUUAACAGUGGUCCAGCUCAAAUUCAGCCCCUGGGUGGGCAUUGCUGUCCAAUGCUGUUGGCUAGAACAGAAUGCUUGAAUGACCUUGGCAUGGCGUGCCCCAGCCCUGCAGAGGGAAAGUUAAGAUUUUGUUCUGAAUAUAUGUCUCCAUGUGGUGCCUGUUAGCUCUGUGUUUUUACCUACAGACAUAUAACCCCGCAGUUCAUUACUGCAAUACCAAGUGAGUUUUUCUGACAGAAAAAGUGUGUGUGUGCAUGAGAAAGAGAAAAUACAGCUCUGAGUAUGCUCUCUGACAGUGCUUCUGUCCUAUUUACCUCCUCACCAUUACCGCCCCCAACAACCUUCAGUUCUUUUCUGACUUUCAUGGUGGUGCUAAUGAGAUCCCUGGGGGAAAGUUCCCUUUAAAAUGAAAUGGAUCUCUCUGAGCCCAAAGAGGCUGAUGUCAGUCAGCAACAGAGCAGUGAACACACAGACACUCAAGGUUUCUCUCUCAGAAGCCUCCCAGCUCGGUGGCUUCUUUGUUGCUUUACUGCCUCUGCCAGGCAGAUAAAUGUCUUCGUGCAUGUUUUCCACCCACUGGCCUGUGGACUGAAAGAGCAGUUUGCUGUAGUGGUGUUGUUUGCUGACUGGGGAGGCCAUUCUCCAGCGUGGGUGUGAGCAAGGAAGCACAGAGUGCCAGAGGAAGGGAAGUGUUUAGGAUGACAGCAGAUGGGCGAAGGAGAAAGAAAGAAAGACAGAAAGGGUGGUUGGGGUCUCAAAGGUCACCAUCAGUGUGGUUGCUCCAGUACAGCCACAGUGCUCACACCAAUUUUGGUAUUUGAUGUCCAUUGUUUGCCAGCCCAGCUGCAAACCUCUCAUCCACUCCCUGUCCCCACUGGCCAGAUCUCAGAGUGGGUGUUUGUGUUCCUGCAUGUCACAUUCCCUGGUGCAGUCCCACGUGGGACUGCUAUUCCUGCCUUGCUGCCCCUGGCAGAUUGGCACAGCUGCUGUGCUCUGCAGGUGUGUCCAGCAAAGGCAAUGGAAAUUUGGCUGCUGCCUUCAGUCAGAGAAGGAGGGGGCCCAGCUUGCUGCAAGUUAUGGCCAAAGUCUUAGGACUUAAUUUCUCUUUGCAAAUAGAUUUAUAUUGGAAGUGCCUGGGUUUAGUUUCCUGUCCUUGAGUCAUCAUGGAACCAAUACAUUUAGCUUUGUGGUGGUCCUGCUCUGUGUGUUGCUUGCUUGCUUUUAUGGCAAAAGCGUUGUACAUGUGCUGGAGGGCACACAGAAUAUUGGAGCAGACCUUCAGCUGCUCCCUCAGCAUUACUCAAGUUAAUGGUACUAAGGGGAAAAAAGGAGGUGAGGAUGCAGCAUCAUUUCUGUAGUAGCAAACAAACCCACAGGUGCUUGUGUAUCAAAAUCCAGAUGAAAGCAUCCUGCUGGCAAAAACUAUAGAGAAUGGUAAUAUCAGCUAGUUAAGCCACAGAUACAGCUGGAAAAAGCAAGCAUGCUCCUGAGUGUGCUGUCAGUAAUUACAGUAACAUCACUGGCCCCUCUGCCAGCUCCCACUGCUUAACCGCCACAGAUCUGUCACAGCCCCAAGGGCACUGGUUUGACAGAUGUAGGGAGAUACUGCUGAGGAUGUACAGGGAAGAAGGAAGGUCUUCAUUGUCAAUCACAUGUUGUUGCUUUUAAUCUUUGCCAGUGUUUAUGCUGUUCCACACAGUUAAAUUAGCUGCUGUGCAAAGCCUCUUAACUGCCAUUUUUAGGGAAGUAAACUCCCAUGAAGAGAGAGAUGGAGAAAUCAGAGGUCUGCAUCUGAAUCGCUUUAGUUGCUGUAUUUGGUUUGUUGAUGAAUUGGUCAGUGCUUUAGGUUAGCUUGAAUACCAUCUGGUCUCCUUUUCAAACUUUUAAAAAAUUAUUUUAAUUAAAAAAAAAAAAAAGCCAGACAUUGAAUUUCCACAAAGAAAGCUUGCAGAAAAAUAGGAAGUUCCUGCUCUUUGAUGUUUGAGACAUCCCUACUGGGUUUUGAUGGAAGAGAGAAGAAGCUCAGAAUGACAAAAUAGAGAAAAGGUGGCUGCUGGAAGAACAUGAAGAGAGAUACUGGCAGAGGAGAGCAUGAAACUGUUCAAUUUUAAGGACCAGUGUAGGCAGAACAGACUGGAUGCAGCUGAAAAAUUUGGAUUAUGACUCAUAUCUGCAAAUCUUGUCUGGCAUCUUGCAGAGGACAUGGUAAUCUCUGUGCUGCUGAAACAUGCAAUCUUUUGAGAAGUUUGCACCCCUCAGAAUCAGGAGUGCUGCAGCUCUGUGCACUGCUCACUUCCAGUGGAUCACGGAUAUGACUAUCCAUGGCUUCCUCAAGGUAAAAGACAGUCUUUUUGCAUGGCAAGUACCAAGAGUGGUAUGAAGCCCUCACAGAAUUGUCCCAUGUUGUCUCCAUUUCCCCCCAGCCUGUGCGCUAAUCUGAGAAACUGAGUUUAUUCCUGAGAGGUGAAGUGCCUUCCUCUCUCCCUGGCUUGCACUUGACUUAGUUUUGACACUUGCAUGGUUUCAGCUCACCUUGCCCCCCCAGCACUGGUGGUUCUCACCUCUGCUGGCAAAGCCAGCUGCUGUCACCUCUCUUCAUCCCCCUGUGUGUGGAGGAUGCUUUAGCCAAGGCAUUUGGGGGUUUACACUGCAGAACAAAUCCAAGGUUUUUUUCCCUUCUGUUUGUUCAAGGCUAACAGGCGAGGAGCAGCUCUCUGAGCCUAACUUAGAGCAACACCUGAAAACCUACACCUGGGUAUGCAAGAUCCCACAGGAUCCUCAGGCACAGUGUAAGUGAAGUAAAAGAUGGGGAAUCAGUCCCAUAAGGUAGGACAAGCAAGGCCAAAAUUGAUCCCCCAUUGCCAAGUAGGAGGAACACAUGACAUGGUGAGGACUUGCCUUGGCCCAGGGGUUUCCCUGCUGCGCAGCCCAGAUCCAAAUCCCACCGAGGGUCUGUUAGAGGUGUGUGUGCUUUGGGGUGGGUGUUUGGCAUCUGAGCUGGACCAGCAUCCCCAGUGUGUCAGAGGGGUGAGGGAGCUGCUGCAGGCACUGAGCCCUGCCCAUGCACUCCAGCCACUGGAGUGGCCUUGGGGCCCAGCCUAGGACCAGCUCUGGCAGGCUGAGAGUGCUGCCUCUACUCCCUUCUAUAAAUGCCUGAUCCAAGCUCUUUUGUCAUCCUUGCUGAGUCCUGCUGCUGUGAAGUCAUUCCCUGGCUGGGAGCUGCUCCAGGACGUUUGGUAUUAAUGGCCUCUGUGCUUUUUACUCCAACAGCAUUUUUAUUUUCCCUCCCACACAGCUGCUGGUGGGAGGUGCUGAUUCAUGCCAGCGACCUGCCCAGUCCUGGAGCCCAAAGGCAGCCAGGGAGAGCUGGGCUCCUGCCACAGGUGCUGAAGCAAGCCCUGAGCUGACCUUAGUGAAGUGAAUGGAGCCAGGGCUGUUUAUGCCACGGGGGAUUUUCCCCCAGGAGUUCAAAGUGCUUUGGUGUGCCUGGAUGUAUCAGGACAUAUGCUGUUAAAACUGCUAUAUGACAGGCACUGUGCAUCCUGUGUAAAUGUGGCUGUUUCAUUACUGAGCAUUGGCGAUUUUGUGUGGGGCAUAUGUUUUCCCACAACACAGAAGUUCAUUUUAAAAAUACCCUGUUCUGUAGGCUUUCCCUAAUGACUAUUUUCCCCCACACAUUGAUUAGGCAACAGCAUAUGCCAGCAUUUCUUCCUUAAAAGUAAAAUCUGGCACGCAGCACACAGAGCAUGAAAUAAUAAGAUAUGAUUAAAGCAAUAGCUGGAGCUAACCAAAGCCAGAAAACUUGUGGCUGAAAGGUCAAACCUUUUUUAAAAUUGCCUUUGCAGUGGCCUCUUUGUUUGCAGAUGCUGGGACUUGGGAGGGAAAGUCUUGUAAUGAAAGAGCAACUGUCAUAGAAAAUUUCACCCUCAGUACAAGCCAAACAAGCUUUCACCUGCAUUGGAAGGCAGGUCCUUGUAAUGGAAAUGUCAGCCUUAGGGCAGGUAUCACUUUCCAGUGUUACCUGCACUGCUGUGAGAGGUGAGCCAGGAAUGGUGCUAAAUGGGUGCUAAAGUCAGCACCUCUCGGCCAGAGAAACAGGGUGAUUCUGUAAUUAAGGAUACUGAGCUGGGGAUGGUGUGCCCUGCAACGCAUUUUCAGUGUGACUUUCACCAGUUUUUUCUAAGUUGCCAGCAGCUUGUUUUGGGUAUCUGAGAGCUUCAGAGAAAGAGUGAAAGAGCAGGGCACUUAGACCCACGUCUCUAACAGCAAUUCCCCUCAAAACCCUGCAAUUAGAUGUUCCAACAAUAAUAGAGAUUUUGCAUGUGUGGUCCAGCCCCCCUGUUAAAGAAGCAACUCAGCACGUGUUCUGUGAGGCCAGCUUGGUUUUGGUCCUUGUUUUUGCACCUUCCCUGGGUCUGACUGGUCCCUGGGACAACCUGAGCACCACAUGAUAAAGGUGUGAGUGCAGGCUAGUGCCAUGGCUGGGUUCUGUCUCUGGGAAUGUUCAUGCUGCUUGUCUGGUGUUCCAGAAUAGCCUGGUUGCACGUGAAUUAGUAGGGAAAAAAAGUUCUUUUGCCAUGAGGGGACAGACUGCUGUUUUGAGGGCUGGGGGAGUCUUUCCAAAGGCAGCAGUGAAUUAGGCUGAAAAUGCAAUGGUGUGCUGGACAAGCAUCAGACUGAUUCCUGUGCCCUUCCUCCUGUUCCCAUUCCCAUGGGAUGCUUCUGCAGCUGAUUUUUCCCAAAAAAAAUCAGGCUCAGUGUGCCUCAUCUGAGUGCUGGCAAAGCCACCCACUGUGGCUUGCUUUUUCUCAUAUCCAGAGUAGCAGAGUCUCUUUUAAGGUCUCUUUUCCUGUUUGGAUCACCUUCCCACUGUCAGGGUUACUAGACAAAUUUACACAGAUGGAGCAUCUUCCUGCUAUUUUCAUUUCCCAAGGCUGCCUUUAAGCUUAAGCCUUUUAAGAUUUUUUGAUAAGCACACAGCAUUUCAUACAAAGGGCCUAAAAUCGGGGUAUGCAAAAGGAGAAGGAUAUUCUAAGGGGAAAAGAUGCUAGCAAAAUAUCCUCCUGCAUUUUGUAGGUUGUGCUCUCUCUUUCCUAGGCAUUUUUUGCAGUUGGGUUUUGUUCUUUGUGCCAGUGGUGAUUCGAAAAAAGGUGAUGGAAAAUUUCUUGGGGGAUUCCUUUUGCUGUGUGAAUACUGCUGUCAUAAAAUGGAUCUCUCAACACUGUAUUUUCAGUGCAAUUAUGUGCAAGGGCAUAAUCGGAUUAUUUUUUUCAGUACAUACAUUGUUCAGUAAUAAAAACUUUAUUCUGAAAUCAUUACAA